AUGCCCGCAGUGAACUCCCGGGAUUUGGGGCGGGCUGCUGCGGCGACAUGUCUGACAGCGGGCGCUCUGCUGGCGAUUCAGGUGAUCAGAAUCAAGCGACGUCGUGGGCCCAAGGACUUCAAGGACUACGUGCCCCUGGAGUCUUCCCGGGCCGAGGGUGAGGACUGCACCCGGGACCGCUUCUCGCAGAAGAAGCUCCCGAAGAGCAUCGAUGUGGUGGUGGUGGGCUCAGGGAUCGGAGGUCUGUACCUGGCUGCCCUGCUGGCAAAGUCUGGCCGAGCGGUGCUGGUCUUGGAGCAGCAUUACGUCGCUGGCGGCUGCACGCACGAGUUUACGGACAAAGGGUGGACCUUCGACACAG
Symbiodinium necroappetens is the source of this 361-nucleotide messenger RNA. The record is from the annotation of a GenBank genome assembly. NCBI's taxonomy places the organism in Eukaryota, Dinophyceae, Suessiales, Symbiodiniaceae.